Molecule: messenger RNA, 3840 nt
Organism: Colletotrichum spaethianum
Lineage: Eukaryota; Fungi; Ascomycota; Sordariomycetes; Glomerellales; Glomerellaceae
Product: linear gramicidin synthase subunit D
Exons: 1
Coding region: 1-3840 (1279 amino acids)
Source: RefSeq, a predicted model, not a curated record
AUGCCUAUUCUCGACAUCACCAAGGACCUCGCCGCGCUCUUUGAGCAGCAGGCCAAGGCCACCCCAGAUGCCAUUGCUCUUGAGGACGAGUCACGAACUCUUACCUAUGCAGAAUUGGAUCAAGAGACACAAGCCCUCGCCGACCGUUUGCGUCGGCAUUAUGGAGUUGGUAGAGACAGCCUUGUUGGCGUGCUCAUGAGCCGGAGUGCAGACUAUGUCAUUGCUUCUCUGGCUGCUCUUCGCGCGGGUGGUGCUUUCCUAGUGCUUGAGCUCGCGUACCCUUCUGGGCUUUUGCGCGAUGUCAUCCAGGACGCAAAGCCAACAGUAGUCAUCACCCAAAGCGCACACGUCAAUCACAUCAAGGCGGAUGUGCCAAUCAUCGUCUGUGAUGAGCCCAGUAAGACGACAGUCAACGGCCAUGCAAACGGCGAGCUUUCCCCGUUACCCGCUAGCGACGACCUGGAGCGUCUUGCGUUCGUGUCGUACUCCUCAGGCACGACCGGCCAGCCAAAAGGCAUUGCCAAUCCUCACAGAGCCGCGGUGCUCUCAUACGAUCUCAGGUUUGGCCUGAGCGACUUGCAGCCGGGCGAUCGUGUAGCCUGCAACGUGUUUUUCGUUUGGGAGAUGCUUCGCCCCCUUUUGCGCGGAGCAACCGUCUUCGCUGUCCCGGACAGCGCUAGUUAUGACCCAUCAGCUCUUGUCAACUUGCUUGACUCUCGACAGAUCACGGACACGCUCAUGACGCCUACGUUGCUGGCAACUGUUCUGUCUCGUCACCCUGACCUGAGCAAGCGCUUGCCCAAGUUGCGGUCUCUGUGGCUGAACGGCGAGGUCGUAACUACAGAUCUCUGCCGCAGAGCCAUGAAGGCUUUGCCUGAAACUAGGCUCCUGAACGUCUACAGCGCUAGCGAGACCCACGAGGUCGCUGCUGGUGACAUUCGCACGUUUGUUGACUUUGAGGCCCGCGUUUGCCCCGUUGGCCCACCUAUGGACCCAGAGCACAUCUACAUCAUGGAUGAAGCUGGUAACAGAGUUGGCAACAACGUCAGCGGAGAGCUCUACGUUGGCGGUGACCUCCUGGCUAGAGGAUACCUGAACCUGCCAGAGACUACUGCUAAGGCUUUUCAUCCGGACCCUUUCGACAAGAAGGAAGGAGCCCGCAUGUACCGCACUGGCGACCUUGCUCGCGUGCUGCCCUCUGGCCUUCUGGAGAUCACUGGCAGAGCAGGUGGCAUGAUCAAGACUCGUGGCUACACGGUUCAGCCCGGUGCAGUUGAGAACGCCAUUGUCAAGCACCUGGCUGUGCGUGACUGUGCGGUAUCCUCCCACGGAGAGGGCCUCGAGAGACAACUCGUUGCUUAUAUUGUCCGUGACAACGACGAGAAGAGAGGCCGAGCGGAUGUCGUAAUCGAUGAAUCUGGAUACAGUCCCGCGGCCAGACGCGUUCUUGGGGAACAUCUUGCCCUUUACAUGAUCCCCACAUACUGGGUUGAGCUUGAACAGCUUCCUACUCACGGUGUUUCCGGCAAGACCGAUUUGAAAGCGCUGCCGCCACCACCGAGUCCCAAGCUUGCCGUCAACGGCGAGAAGGAACAGAACACGAAGAUAAAGCUGGAGACUAUCAAGAAGCUCUGGGCUGCUGCCCUCAACAUGCCCGACAGUGCCAUCACUGAGGAGCACGACUUCUUCGACAUUGGAGGCCACUCCCUCGUUCUGGCAGACCUAGCGAACCGAUUCACCAAGGAGUUUGGAUUCCCGGUCUCGCUUGCCCCCCUUGCCGGCACACCCACCCUGCAAGGACACCUGCAAGCGAUUCGUGAUGCUCGCGAUGGCCACACUGCGGCUGUACAAGCUGAUCUUCCCGCCGUUCUCCGUGCUGAUUCCGUUCUGCCGGAGGACAUCCAGUCAAACGGUACUCCAAUGCGUCGUCUCAACGAUGCCGACACGGUUCUCCUGACGGGUGCGACUGGAUACCUUGGUGCCUUCCUUCUCAAGUACCUCGUUGAGACCACCUCGGCGCACAUCAUCUGCCUCGUUCGGUUCACAGACCCCACGGAAGACAUGCGUCCUGCUGGUAUGGCUAGAAUUCGCAAGAAUCUCAUCGAUCUCGGCAUUUGGGACGACUCCCUGCUCGACAGGAUGGAGAUUUUACCCGGAAACCUGUCUCGUGAGCAUCUCGGUCUCGCCUCGGAAGUUUACGAUGACAUUGCUUCCCGUGUCGAGGUCAUUAUUCACGCCGCUGCGACUGUCAACCUCGUGUACCCCUAUGCUGCGUUGAGAAGUCCCAACGUCGGAGGUACCAAGGAGAUUUUGCGCCUGGCGUCCAAGAGCGGCGCCACUCUUCACCACGUUUCCACGAACGGUGUUCUGACGCCGUCUGUAGCAGGCUGGUCCGAAGAUGCCAUGGUCGACAUUGAUGACGUUCCUGACAAGCUGAUUGACGGCUAUGGGCAGACCAAGUGGGUGGCUGAGAAGCUAGUCUAUGAGGCGGCUCGUCGUGGAAUGCCGUGUAAAGUCUACCGACCCGGUACGAUCAGCGGCCACAGCAAGACGGGUUCGUGCAAUGCCUGGGAUCUUCUGAAUGCCCUGAUUGUGGAGUCGUUGCAUCUCAAGACUGCGCCUCAUGUCGAUGGUUGGUUUGCUGAGAUGACGCCUGUCGACUUUGUCAGUGCGGCGAUUACAACUCUUGCCAACCACACCGACCCUAAGCAACUUGUCUACCACCUCGGUGACCCCAACCCAGUUUCCGCCAACUACAUUUUCGACACCCUGAACGAGCUCGGGUUUCCGACUACGCGCGUGCCGUGGGAUGACUGGGUCGAGCUCUGGACCAAGAAGCGAGGCUUCGGUACUGCUGGCGACGUGCCUUUCACUGUAGAUAUUCUGCGCGGUGGUAUGCCUACCGCCGAGGCUCUGCAGGCAGUUACUGUCCUCAAGGACGAUGCCACGGCACCUGCUCUGGCUCUGUACAACCUCCACCGUCCCAAGAUUGACACCAACUUGCUCGAAACUUACACUCGUCACUUCUGCGCCAGAGGCUGGCUUUCAAGACCUCCGCGCCGCGCAGAUGCCAAUGGUGUCACGUCCCGCGUCAACAAGGGCCGGUUGGCGGGCAAGGUUGCCGUUAUCACCGGCGCUUCUUCCGGCAUCGGAGCGGCUGUUGCAGCUGGUCUUGCCAAGGAGGGUGCUCACAUCGCCCUUGCUGCGAGGCGCACAGAAGCCCUAGAAGGUGUGAAGGCCAAGCUUGCCGGCACCGGCGGCAAGGUCCUUAUCCACAAGACAGACGUCACAAAGAAGGAGGAUGUUGCGUCGCUCAUGCAAGCGGCAGCCGAUAAGCUUGGCCCUGUCGACAUCCUCGUGAGCUGCGCUGGUGUCAUGUACUUCACCAUGAUGGCGAACAACCAUACAGAGGACUGGGAGCGCACCGUUGAUGUCAACUGCAAGGGUCUCCUGCACUGCCUCUCGAGUACAGUCCCUGGCAUGCUAAGCCGCGGAAAGGGUCAUAUUGUGGCCAUCUCUUCCGACGCCGGCCGUAAGGUGUUUCCCGGUCUGGGUGUCUACUCGGCCAGCAAGUUCUUUGUGGAGGCUACUUUGCAGAGCUUGCGUCUCGAGACGGCUGGCACAGGGCUGCGUGUUACUUCGAUCCAGCCCGGCAACACUGCCACAGAGUUGCUAGGCAUGUCUACCGACGCCGAGGCGAUCAAGAAGUACGGCGAGCCUACGGGUGCCAAGGUUCUGGACCCCGAGGACGUUGCCUCUUCAAUUGUGUACGCGGUGUGCCAGCCUGAGCACGUUGCCGUCAACGAGGUUCUCAUUGAGCCGAGAGAUGAGCCUAUCUAA